AUGCUGACCCAAAACAAGCCUUACCACAAAAAGUCUACCGCGACCACUUCCGUGAUCACGACCACUUCCCAGACUGUUACUCAAUUGGCUGUUUCUGCUAUUAUUACCACAAGUGCUAUCGCCGCUGCUAAAGCUACCUUUUCCAGUGCUCCAGAGCCAAACACUAACCAUACCGCUGAUCCAGUCAUCGAAGCCUGGUAUAACGAGAAUAACACUUUCCAGUACUUAUUCACCAUGCCUGUCCUCAGCACUUUCUUCAGUGUUCUCUGUUCGUUUUCCAACCACUGGUUAGCUAAUAUUUACACCAUUAGCUCAGUUUUAUACUCAACUUUGGACGAAGUCAUCGAUUUCCACCAAAUUCCUUACUUUUAA
This is a messenger RNA of Saccharomycopsis crataegensis, 372 nucleotides long. RefSeq lists its product as uncharacterized. NCBI's taxonomy places the organism in Eukaryota, Fungi, Ascomycota, Saccharomycetes, Ascoideales, Saccharomycopsidaceae. The record is from RefSeq and is a predicted model, not a curated record. The transcript has a single exon. The coding region runs from base 1 to 372 and encodes 123 amino acids.